This is a messenger RNA of Euleptes europaea (tarantolino), 966 nucleotides long. Its product is annotated as free fatty acid receptor 3-like. Gene Ontology annotation, cellular component: plasma membrane. The transcript has a single exon. Gene Ontology annotation, biological process: G protein-coupled receptor signaling pathway; cellular response to fatty acid. NCBI's taxonomy places the organism in Eukaryota, Metazoa, Chordata, Lepidosauria, Squamata, Sphaerodactylidae. Bases 1 to 966 code for a protein of 321 amino acids. Gene Ontology annotation, molecular function: G protein-coupled receptor activity. The record is from RefSeq and is a predicted model, not a curated record.
AUGGCUCCCAAGCAUGAAGAAUGGGGUCUCUACCUUUCCAUCUACCUCCUCACUAUCAUCACAGGCUUUCCCACCAACCUGCUAGCUUUGUGUGCCCUCAUCAAGAAGCUGAGGACCAAGGCCACACCCAACUGUGUCCUCCUUCUCAACCUCACUCUUUCUGACCUCUGCUUCCUGUCCUUUUUGCCCAUCAAGGCGGCGGAGGCCAUUGUUGGCCAUUGGCCUCUUCCUCAAGUUCUGUGUCCCCUCAGUGGCCUCCUCUACUUCAGCACCAUCUACUCCACCACACUCUUCCUCACGGCAGUGAGUGUGGAGCGCUACCUGGGCGUGGCCUAUCCCAUCCAAUACAAGCUGAGGCGCCACUCAGCCUACGCAGCAGUGGCCAGCCUAGGCCUCUGGGCCUGCUCAUUUGCCCACUGCAGCAUUGUGUUCAUCACUGAGCUUCAUCCGGCCAACUAUUCUUUACCAAAUGUCUGCUAUGACAACUUCACGGAUGGCCAGCGUGACCUCCUCCUCCCAGCUCGGCUGGAACUCGGCAUUGUCCUCUUCCUGUUCCCAUCCUUGAUCACCUUCUUCUGCUACUGUGGCUUUAUGAGGAUUGUGAUCUCUUCACCCCACAUCUGCAGGAGCAAAAAGCGACGAGCCGUGGGGCUGGUGGCAGCCACCCUAGCGGUCUUCAUCAUCUGCUUCUCCCCCUACAAUGUUUCCCACUUUGUUGGUUUUAUCCAGUGGAAAAAUCCAGGGUGGAGGGACAAGGCCUUGCUUCUUAGCACCUUCAAUGCAAGCUUGGACCCCAUCAUCUUCUACUUCUCCUCCACUGCAGUGCAAAAUUCAUGUCGGGGUUUCCUGGCCCAGGUCAAAAGGGCCUGCACUCUCCCUCCUUUGGUCCAGAAGCUCUUCUGCAAAGAGACUGAGAAGCUGAGGAAAGUAAGUACCCGGGAGCCAGUUUGUUGUUCCAAGCUAUGA